Messenger RNA from Melospiza georgiana, 2100 nucleotides. RefSeq names its product bestrophin 3 (gene BEST3). The coding region runs from base 1 to 2007 and encodes 668 amino acids. Gene Ontology annotation, molecular function: chloride channel activity. The record is from RefSeq and is a predicted model, not a curated record. The transcript is spliced from 9 exons. Lineage: Eukaryota; Metazoa; Chordata; Aves; Passeriformes; Passerellidae.
AUGACAGUCACUUAUUCCAGCAAAGUAGCAAAUGCCACUUUCUUUGGAUUUCACAGAUUACUCCUAAGGUGGAAAGGCAGCAUCUACAAAUUGCUGUACAGAGAAUUUAUUGUUUUUGCUACUCUUUACACAGCGAUAAGUGUAUUAUACAGAUUUUUUCUUACAGGUAGCCAAAAACGGUUCUUUGAAAAAUUAUCAAUUUACUGUGACAAAUAUGCUGAACAAAUCCCAGUAACUUUUGUGCUUGGGUUCUAUGUAACUUUGGUGGUGAAUCGCUGGUGGAACCAGUUUGUGAACUUGCCUUGGCCAGAUCGUCUGAUGCUGCUCAUCUCCAGCUGCGUGCAGGGCAGAGAUGAGUACGGGCGCUUGCUGAGGAGGACUCUCAUGCGUUAUGUGAAUUUAACAUCCCUGCUGAUCUUUCGCUCUGUCAGCACAGCUGUGUACAAAAGGUUCCCCACCAUGGACCAUGUGGUUGGAGCAGGUUUUAUGACAAAAUAUGAAAGAAAACUUUUUGAUGAUCUUAAGUCUCCCCACCUGAAAUACUGGGUCCCAUUUGUCUGGUUUGGAAAUUUGGCAUCAAAGGCACGAAAGGAGGGAAGAAUUCGAGACAGUGUGGAUCUGCAGACACUGAUGAAUGAGAUGAAUAAGUACCGGUCUUGGUGUAGCCUUUUAUUUGGUUAUGACUGGGUUGGAAUUCCACUGGUCUAUACCCAGGUUGUUACUCUUGCAGUCUAUACCUUUUUCUUUGCCUGCCUGAUAGGGCGUCAGUUUUUGGAUACUGACCAAGGGUACCAGGGACAUGACUUAGAUAUUUACAUUCCAAUCUUCACACUGCUGCAGUUCUUCUUCUAUGCAGGAUGGCUCAAGGUCGCUGAACAGCUCAUUAAUCCGUUUGGAGAAGACGAUGAUGAUUUUGAAACUAACUGGUGCAUCGAUAGAAAUUUACAGGUUUCACUUCUGGCUGUGGAUGAGAUGCACAUGAACUUGCCAAGGAUGGAGAAAGAUAUUUACUGGAAUGAUACCUCUGCCCGCCCACCCUACACAAAAGCAGCAGCUGAUUACUGUAUUCCUUCCUUUCUUGGAUCAACUAUUGAAAUGGGGCUGGCUGAUACCGAGUUUCUCUAUGGGGAAGAGUGGCCUUGGGAAGAGGAGAAACACCAGAGACAGUAUUCAGUCUUGAGAAGAGUCAAGAGGUUUCUCAGUGUCCAUGAGGGUCCUUCAUACCCCACUCACCAGCGCUACAGCCGGCAGACGAGUGAGAAUUCGGUGUUUUUCCCAGCUGAUGAAAAAGGGCACAUCAGACGGCUGCAGGAGAUGCACACGAGAGGGAGGCACUCCACCUUAAGCUUCAAGAGGAAACAUGAAGGAGUUAGCAGAAGUAACAGACUUCAUGGUAGCCGAGAGCUAGGACCCAUAACAGAAACCUCCAGGAACGAGGCACAGUUUGGUGACAGUGACACCUCAUCUGACACAGCCAGGCCAGUUCCUGAGGUCAUCGUUUCUGAAGCCCAGGAGAUUAAACCUGAUGUGCUGGACAAACCAGAGCUCCCAACAGAGCGUUCUGCAAGCAUGCCAGAAGAGAAGCUCCAAAGGAUUAUAGCUGAGGCAAAUGUGGCUCUUCUGAACCAACACUUUUUCCCCCCAGAACUGACUCCAUACCUCUCAAGUUCAGAGGUGCAUCAGUCACUUCCCAGUGUGAUAGGAGAGCCCAAACAUGAGCCCCAAGUUAGUAACAUAGCUGGUCUCAUAACAGACCAUGAGAGAAACGUUCAGCGAUGGAGUUUACCAAGCUUCCAUAGUCCUAGUACAGCUUCAAAUGCUGAUCAUGAUCCACCUUCAACAGAUUCGGGGACAACUUCACCACAAAGGACAUUGAGUGAUGGAAAAAAUGGUACUUCUGCUUGUGCUCCACAAACAUUUGAGAUGCAGGACUUUUGGGAAAACCUGGACAGUAAAGAAACAGCCAUAGUAGAAUUUUCUAAUGAGGAAAGUGAAAGAAAACUUUGACCAGUCUUCCUCUGGGUUUGACUGAACUUUUUGUCUUCUCUUGAACGUGGUUCUCAUACAAAUUUGCUGAAAGUGCAGAAGGGCAGACUCAGU